AUGGGUGGAACGCCUCGAAUUUUACUUUACGAGGCCAACGAAAUCACGGAUUCCGGUAAAUGCCGAGCAUCCCUGUUAAGCUUAUGUGGUGAAGAGGUCUACGACACGUUGAGGUCGCUCCUGGUUCCACGACGUCCUUCUGAGGUGUCCUACGCUGACAUAGUCAAAGUUAUUACUGAGCACUACAACCCGAGACCUUCAGAGCUACUUGCAAGAUGCAUUUUCUACAAGCGGGACCAGUGGCCCACGGAAUCGAUUGCAGAUUACGUGGCAGCGUUGCGGGCGCUGGCCAAAGACUGCAAUUUUGGUACUUCUUCAGCACCAACGCCCGAGUCUGCUGCUUUGGAAGCCGGAGAGCAGACACAUACGACAGCUGCAACAUCAACUUCCGGUACAACGACUUCCACUGCUUUACCACUGGACAUUAUGCUACGCGAUAGAUUCGUUUGCGGCGUGGCUGAUUCCCAUUUACAACAACGACUCUUGGCAGAGAGAGGAGGCAUUACUUUUCAACGGGCACUGCAAAUCGCAUUAACGGCAGAAUCGGCACUGCGUGAGCAGACGCAGCUUCGACGAGAAUGUCUAGACACUAAGGUGCACAAGACGUCAGCGACAACGUCGUCCAAGACAAAGAAAGCAAAUAAUAAGAAGAUAGCUUGUUACAGAUGCGGAGGUGAGCAUCGCAUGCCAGACUGCACUUUUCCGGACUCUAUUGUGUGUAAUUUUUGCCACAAAAAAGGUCAUAUGGAACGAGUUUGUUUCUCGAAGAAGAAACGUACAAAGAAAGGCGGACAGGCCAAGCAAGUAGCGCUACAGGACACUCAUGAUCUGUCAGAAGACGACAAUUCCGAAGCAUUGUAUACAUUGUACAAUAUGCGUGGGAAAUCGAGCACACCUACGUUUGCGGUUACCGUUCACCUGAAUGAUCAACCACUACGCAUGGAAGUGGAUUCGGGCGCUACGUUCUCCAUCAUAAGUGAGAAGACAUUUAAUAAGCUCUGGCCUGCAGGUCAAAGUCAGCCCAUACUUGUGCAGGACGACUUGGACCUCGAACUUGGUCAGGUCACAAACUAA
Ornithodoros turicata is the source of this 1074-nucleotide messenger RNA. RefSeq lists its product as uncharacterized. Gene Ontology annotation, molecular function: nucleic acid binding; zinc ion binding. The record is from RefSeq and is a predicted model, not a curated record. The coding region runs from base 1 to 1074 and encodes 357 amino acids. The transcript has a single exon. Lineage: Eukaryota; Metazoa; Arthropoda; Arachnida; Ixodida; Argasidae.